Sugiyamaella lignohabitans is the source of this 375-nucleotide messenger RNA. RefSeq lists its product as uncharacterized. The coding region runs from base 1 to 375 and encodes 124 amino acids. The record is from RefSeq and is a predicted model, not a curated record. The transcript has a single exon. NCBI's taxonomy places the organism in Eukaryota, Fungi, Ascomycota, Dipodascomycetes, Dipodascales, Trichomonascaceae.
AUGUAUAAAAGGACCAGCAGCCCGGAGAAGUCUAGAUUGGUAGCCAUGAGUGCUCUUGAUGAUGUUUUCGAUAGCCUUCGACAUGUAAUAGAAGCAGAUACUAAUUGUGUCAUUGCAAAUUUGGAGUUAAUGGAAAGAGUGAAUAUUAACUCGUCAAACAAGUAUAGAGGCUUGGUAGAAGAUGCCAAAGUAUUGGAUGCUAAUAGAGAAACUAUUUCAAGUAUUGAUGCUGAAAUCCAAGGCUACGUGGAAAGUGUGAACCAAACCGUUAAGCAAGUGGAUGAGCUAGAGGCCAUAGUAAAGGAACUUGACGAGUGGUCUAGAGAGCUUUCAGUGAAGUGUAGGAGAUAUGGACGUAAGCCAAUCAAACCAUAA